Megalobrama amblycephala (Wuchang bream) is the source of this 1649-nucleotide messenger RNA. RefSeq names its product 5-hydroxytryptamine (serotonin) receptor 5A, genome duplicate a (gene htr5aa). Gene Ontology annotation, biological process: adenylate cyclase-activating adrenergic receptor signaling pathway. The record is from RefSeq and is a predicted model, not a curated record. Bases 400 to 1434 code for a protein of 344 amino acids. Gene Ontology annotation, cellular component: plasma membrane. Gene Ontology annotation, molecular function: G protein-coupled serotonin receptor activity. The transcript is spliced from 3 exons. Lineage: Eukaryota; Metazoa; Chordata; Actinopteri; Cypriniformes; Xenocyprididae.
AGUCAGUGUACUUGUUUGUUUGCUUUUCACAGAUUGAAAUAGCUGCCUCGGAGAAUGUAAUUUCUCCUUUGUAAAGACUGCAGUAAUCUACAAUCAUGAAAAAUGAAGGAAACAGUUCGGUUGUCUUUGUCACUGGAAUGUGAUAUGGUAGCACUGUUCUUAACCUUGUAUCACUGUGGUCUGCGCCGAGGUGGCGACUUGAGAAACUGCAGUCGCGCGGUCACUCCUCUAUUGCACGAGAUCCAGAGACUGACACUCAGGAUAUUGUUUUCUACCGACUGAGGCGAUACUGCCUUCGCUGAAGCAAAGGUGUUGUUUCCUAAAGCUGUUGCAGUCCAGUGAAAUUCUUUCUUGCUAUUUUGUAAGUGGCAUAAAGUGGACAAAAGAGCGCUCAAUAACAUGGCUGAUGUCAGCCAGAACAGCUCUUUUAAUCAGAGCUCAGAAUAUGGAAAUAUCUACAGGCCACAGACAGUGUUCAGCGUCUUGACGUUCACCCUGCUAGCAAUGCUUGUGGUGGCUACAUUUUUCUGGAACAUGCUCGUCCUAGUCACAAUUCUAAGGGUCAGAACAUUCCACCGUGUGCCCCACAACCUGGUGGCCUCCAUGGCCAUAUCUGAUGUUAUGGUGGCUGCUUUAGUGAUGCCUCUCAGUCUGGUCCAUGAGCUCAAUGGUCGGCGAUGGAAGUUGGGCCGAGCCCUCUGCCAAGUCUGGAUAUCUUUCGACGUCCUGUGCUGUACAGCCAGCAUUUGGAACGUGACCGCAAUAGCCCUUGACCGUUACUGGUCCAUAACACGCCACCUGGAGUACACGCUGAAGACCCGAAAAAAGAUCUCCAAUGGGAUGAUUGGCUUGACCUGGCUGCUUUCGUCUGUUAUUUCCCUCUCCCCUCUGUUUGGUUGGGGUGAGACGUAUUCAGAGGUGGACAUGGAGUGCCAGGUGAGCCAGGAGCCGUCUUACACCAUCUUUUCCACAUUCGGGGCCUUCUAUCUGCCUCUCUGUGUUGUGCUGUUUGUCUACUGGAAGAUAUACAAAGCUGCCAAGUUCCGUAUUGGAUCAAAGAGGACCAACACCAUCACUCCAGUUGCAGAGGCUGGAGAGGUAAAAGAGGCCUCCAGGCAACAGCCUCAGAUGGUCUUCACGGUGCGCCAUGCCACUGUGACAUUUCAGACCGAUAGUGAGACGUGGCGAGAACAGAAGGAGAAGCGAGCGGCUCUGAUGGUGGGUAUCCUCAUCGGAGUGUUCGUCCUGUGCUGGAUCCCUUUCUUCCUCACUGAGCUCAUCACUCCACUGUGCUCCUGUCACAUUCCACCGAUAUGGAAGAGUGUCUUCCUCUGGCUGGGUUACUCCAACUCCUUCUUCAACCCGCUCAUUUACACAGCCUUCAACAAGAACUAUAAUAACGCUUUCAGGAAUCUCUUCUCCCGCCAGCGUUGAGAGAUACAGCAGAAAUCUUGGCAUCAUCACAAAUGCCAUUUUAAACCACCCUUAAGAUUUGGGGAAGUGUGGUUAUCUGAGCUCUUCAAAAGGCACAGAUUCACAAACGGAAUGAUGUCUGGGUUUUUACUGCCAAGAAAAGUGAUCAUUUGACCCAGUGUCUAGUGAAGAACACUCAGCGAAAAUGUCAAUCUGUUCCCUGUAUUAAAUGAAUA